Molecule: messenger RNA, 372 nt
Organism: Staurois parvus
Lineage: Eukaryota; Metazoa; Chordata; Amphibia; Anura; Ranidae
Source: the annotation of a GenBank genome assembly
CUCUUAGUAUUCCUCCCCAUCCCUUGCCCCUCCCCCGACUUCUCCCGUUCCAUAUCUGCCAUCCCUCUCUGCCAAUCCCUCCACUGGCUUCCACUCAGUGUCCUCCACCCCUCUCUGCCAAUCCCUCCACUGGCCUCUAUUCAGUGCCCUCCACCCCUCUCUGCCAAACCCUCUACUGGCCUCCACUCAGUGUCCUCCACCCCUCUCUGCCAAUCCCUCCACUGGCCUCCACUCAGUGUCCUCCACCCCUCUCUGCCAAUCCCUCCACUGGCCUCCACUCAGUGUCCUCCACCCCUCUCUGCCAAUCCCUCCACUGGCCUCCACUCAGUGUCCUCCACCCUGCUCUGCCAAUCCCUCCACUGGAUUCCCAUU